Messenger RNA from Colletotrichum abscissum, 813 nucleotides. Its product is annotated as aorsin precursor. NCBI's taxonomy places the organism in Eukaryota, Fungi, Ascomycota, Sordariomycetes, Glomerellales, Glomerellaceae. The record is from RefSeq and is a predicted model, not a curated record. Gene Ontology annotation, molecular function: serine-type endopeptidase activity; tripeptidyl-peptidase activity. The transcript has a single exon. Gene Ontology annotation, biological process: proteolysis. The coding region runs from base 1 to 813 and encodes 270 amino acids.
AUGCCUCAACUCAUCGUAGUGUCCAUUUCCUAUGCCUGGAAUGAAGUCUCUUUUCCGAAGGCAUAUCUCCGAAGGCAGUGUCUCGAGUUUCUUAAGCUCGGUUUGCAGGGUGUCAGCGUCAUAUCGGCUUCGGCAGACUGCGGUCCGGCGGGAACAGGAUGUUCUUGUCUUGACCCUUCUACUGGCCAAGCAUUGGGCCCGCUGUCGACAUAUGGCAAUUUCAACCCCGUAGUGCCAGCUUCGUGCCCAUACGUUACCUCUGUCGGUGGUACGCAAAUUCGCGCAAAUGGCUCUGUCUACGAUUCCGAGGUUGUCUUUCGUCAUUCCAGUGCCACACAUAUCAGCUCUUCUGGGGGCGGGUUUAGCAAUCUCUUUGACGCACCAGAAUAUCAGAAGGGCGCAAUUGAUCAUUACUUGCAACGCCCAGAUAUCAAUGAGCGCUUGCAGAACUUGACGGGGAAGUUCAAUCCACUGGGACGUGGGGUCCCCGAUGUAUCAUCCAACGCGGCUAAUUUCGUUGCCGCCAUCAACGGCCAAUUGAUUACUGUCUUUGGGACCUCCGCAUCAGCGCCAGUUUUUGCUUCUAUUCUCACGAAGAUCAACGAUGCGCGCCUACAUGUCGGGAAGAAACCCGUAGGCUUUGUCAAUCCGGUUCUCUAUUCUCAUGCAACAGUCAUGACAGAUAUUGUGGAGGGCUCGAACUAUGGCUGUGGUGUUGAAGGAUUCCACGCGGGACCAGGCUGGGACCCGGUCACCGGUUUGGGAACGCCUGAAUACAAGAAACUCCUCACUUUGUACUUAGAUUUACCUUGA